Aureobasidium subglaciale EXF-2481 is the source of this 2005-nucleotide messenger RNA. RefSeq lists its product as uncharacterized. The annotation marks the transcript as partial. Gene Ontology annotation, molecular function: transcription coactivator activity. Gene Ontology annotation, biological process: regulation of transcription by RNA polymerase II. The record is from RefSeq and is a predicted model, not a curated record. The transcript has a single exon. Gene Ontology annotation, cellular component: SAGA complex. Lineage: Eukaryota; Fungi; Ascomycota; Dothideomycetes; Dothideales; Saccotheciaceae.
CCUCGCACCAUCCAUCCAUCAAGCGCAACACAAGGCGCGCAAUCCAUGUACUCGGCCAGCCAUCAUGGCUCCGUCAUCCAAGAAUACGACAUCGCAGGGCCGCCCGCGUGAGAAGCGCUCGCGGUCGCGCGCCACGAGCCCGACAUCUACCACCACGAAGACAGCGUCCGUCGGCGCAUCCACGACGACCCCAUAUCUCCACACUUCUCUGCAGGUGCUAUCGCCAAAUCUGUCCAUCGAUGCUUUGAUGGACAAGCAUGCUACAAACUCGCUCAACCCACCUUCGGCCUCGAGCUUGCACGCUUUACAUGACAGCAUCAACUCACACGUCCUGCUCAACGUCCGCUCCCGAAGCGACGCUUGCGAUCGCAGCAUGCGCGAACUGUCAAGGAAAAGGAAAAUUCGCGCCGACCAGGAAGUCGAUCGAGAGCGGCAGGAAGAGGAGGCUGAACAACGCAAGAGAGCCCGCGUGUCCAAGAAGAACGACUCGCACCGGCCACCCGCUGUCGGCGCCCACGGCCUUGCGCGCCAGGACGGUCAGCCCUCUCCGACCCCCGAAUCGCCGUCUGCUGUCAAAUCCCUGCCUGAACAAAACUCAUCUUCGCCCGCCCUCUCCGAUGCUGAACACCAGCCCCCUCCCGCGCCUGCAAUCGCCCACUACGAAACAUUUGGCAACGAUCCCACCCAAUUCGAUGAUCCCACCGUCUACCACAUCCGCGACUGGACACCAGACAUGUCUGACGACGAGAAAAAGGCCAUCUUCUGCGUUGCGCGCUUCCCACAUGAUGAUCUGCACGACUUGACGCCAGGCACUCCACCCGACAUGGACUUCAGUAGCGCCAAACCCGCCAGUCAGAUCAACUUCUCCACCUUUCAAGCAUACGUCGAGCCAUAUAUUCGGCCCCUGACCGAAGAAGAUGUCGCCUUUCUAAAAGAGCGCGGCGAUCGUGUCACACCAUACCUUAUUCCACCGCGAGGCUUAAUGCCAUACACCGAAGUCUGGGCCAAGGAGGACGGCGUGAGCCAUCACGACUUCAAUCUCCGUCUACCUUCGAAUGAGCCUAGAGGAAACAUCGAAGACAUGAAUGACGACGUCGCCGAAACAGCGCAGGUCUCUGCUGGUCCCUUGAUCUCGCGUCUCAUGAGUGGCUUCCGGCAUGAUCCACAUGUGACCAAAGAUGAUCAAUCCAACGGAAAUGCCGAUGUCUCAAUGACCAGUGGGGAAGGUACUGCCGGCACUCAAGAGAACGAGCAAAACCCAAAUACCGAAGAGGCAUCAGAUGCAGUUGCCUCGUUCAAACCUGCGACACACUUUCCCGAUCAACACAAGAUUCCGCCCAAUGUCGGACGCGACUUUGCUCCGCUAGAACAACGAACGUUACAAGAGUUGCGCUAUUGCGGGUUUGUCACUCCAGAAGCAACACCCGACUAUGACUCGCAAUAUGAUGAUGAAGUCGCCGCUCGUCUGCGCUACCUACAAUCAGAGCUACAGCGUGUGUCACGAGAGAACACAUCACGAAAAGCACGUGUGCUAGAACUGACCGAGGAACGCAUGGCCAUGCAAGAAUACUCGACUAUCGCCGAUGAUUUAGACUCCCAGAUCAAUACUGCCUAUUUGAAGCGCAACCGCACCAUGAGUAAGCCCAAGAAGGGAGCAAACAAGGGGAGACCUGGCGGUACAGGCGGCGUGGCUAUCAGCAGAAACUUGGUCAGCGAAGGCGUCAAGAUGUUGAUGGACAGAAGAAAGGAGUGGAGAGAGCUCAUCGGUCCGGUUGUCGACUUUGGACAGCAGCGGAUACCAAAGGAGACUGUCUUUGACAGGGAAAACAUGGAACGACUCGAGACGGUGGAGGCCGAUGCUGGUGAAGAGGAGAUAGAAUAGGUACAAGUGCCAUGCUAAUUAUUGCUAGCGGGCUUGACGCCUAACUGAAUGACUUGAUGACUACAUACGUGCUUGUCAUAGCUAUGUACAGUUCUGCUGAAAUUCGUACAAAGUGAAUGCCGU